AUGGACCGCCCGUCGUUCAAGCGCAAGUUCGACAGCGACGAUGCCAGCGCCCGCAAGAACCAGAAGACGGCCGCCGACAAGCCCAAGAUGUCGUUCGCCCAGCGCAUGAUGGCCAAGAUGGGCUACAAGGAGGGCCAGGGCCUGGGAAAGUCCGGCGAGGGUAUCCUCAACCCCAUCGAGGUCAAGCUGCGGCCCCAGGGCGCUGGUGUUGGUGCCGUGAAGGAGAAGACCGAGCAGGCGAAGCAGGAGGCCCGCCGCGCCGCCGAACGUCGCGGUGAGGAGUAUGAGGACUCGUCCGAGGAGGAGCGCAAGGCGCGCCAGCGCAGGAAGGCAGAGCGCAGGAAGGCCGCCGAAAGUGGUACCAGCGGAGCCAGCACACCCUCGGGUUUCACCCGCCCAAAGACGAAGUACAGGACCGUUGCCGAUAUCGAAGCUGCCGCCGAGGGCCUCGAGGUGCCGAAUGUGCUGAAGAAUCUGAUCGAUGCUACCGGCAAGGAGACGAAGCUGCUUACGUCUACCGCGGGGCUGAUGACGCCUUUGGGUGGAACCCCGUCGGCAGCUACCGAAGCUGAGAAAAUCGCCACGCGUGCCCGUCGCGAGCUCGAAGCUUUCGCGAACUCGUGGACUGAAUUGACCGAGCGCAAGCAGUUCAUCGAGAUCGAAGAGGAGCAGCUUCAGCGGGAGAUCGACGAGCAGGAGCAAGCUAGUCGCAAAUUACAGGGGGUCACGGACGCCGUCGAAAGACUCAGCCGCCUGGAGCUGAACAGGCCCAGCACUGCUGACGACGCAUCGGCCCGCUGGGAACAGGUCGUCUCCGAGCUCGAGACAUUGCAGUUUGAGUUCCGCAAUGAGCUCAUGCAGUUCGGUCUGCAGGAGGCCGCCGUGGCUGCCAUUGCCCCGCUGUUCAAGCAGGAAAUGCUUGAUUGGGAGCCCCUGGAGAAGCCUAUGCAUCUCGUACCGUACAUCCACCGCCUGCGCACAAUUCUGGGCAUUGGUAAGGAUGAUCUUGUGCUUCACAGCGGACAUGAUGACCUCUAUGGCUACAGAAGACACAAGUCGACCACUCCGUACGAGUCGCUCAUCUACUCGCUCUGGCUCCCUCGAGUACGAACGACCAUCACCAACACGUGGGAUCCGUAUUCGCCAACCCCGCUCAUUGCCCUCGUCGAAGCCUGGAAGGACAUCUUGCCUCCUUUUGUCCGCUACAGCCUUCUCAACAGUCUCAUUGUGCAGAAACUUAAGAACACACUGCACGACUGGAACCCCAGAAGCUCUCUCAGGAAAAAGCACACCAAGCCUCUUCCCCACAUCUGGCUGUUCCCCUGGCUACAAUACCUCGCUGAAGAGCACACUAACCCUAAGUCCUCCACUGGCUUGCUGACGGAUGUGCGCCACAAGUUCGGCUCUGCGUUGAAAUCUUGGGACUUGUCUCGUGGCGUCAUGCCUGGUCUUGACAGCUGGCGGGAAGUACUUCCGCAUCUGGAGCACACCCUCGUCCGCUACCUCCUGCCACGCCUAGCCAUGCACCUAUCAACAAACUUUACAGUCGAUCCUUCUGAUCAGGACCUCACACCGCUUGAGCAUGUCCUCGCCUGGACUGAAUUCUUCAAGCCCAGCACCAUGGGCCAGCUCAUGUUGGCAGAAUUCUUUCCGAAAUGGCACAACGUUCUGCACUUGUGGCUUACGUCGGACCCUGAUUAUGAAGAGGUCGGUCGGUGGUUCAGCUGGUGGAAAGAACAGUUUUCAGACACCAUCAAUGCAGUCCCAGCCAUUGCGCAGGCUUGGGAGCAAGGUUUGGAGAUGAUGAAUACCGCUCUCGACUUGGGCGAUGAUGCAAAGAACGAACUGCCACUCCCCGACGUGCCGUCUGGCGUUGUUGGAGAAGAAGAAGAGAAGCGUCCAAACUUUGCAGCAUCGACAGCCAGCAGGGCUGCCGAGGAGGAUGAGACUACCUUCAAGGAUGUCGUUGAGGACUGGUGUGGUGAGAAUGAUCUCCUGAUGAUCCCGCUCCGAGAGGCAGACAAGACAACAGGCUUGCCACUGUUCAGGAUCACGGCGAGCGCAUCUGGUAAGGGUGGUGCUAUAGUGUAUCUGAAGGGCGAUGUCGUUUGGGCAAUCAACAGAAAGGAUGAAACCAGGGAGCCACUUGGACUAGAGGAGGGCCUGAUCAAGAGAGCCGAAGGAAAAUAG
Lasiodiplodia theobromae is the source of this 2190-nucleotide messenger RNA. RefSeq names its product G-patch domain-containing protein. Gene Ontology annotation, molecular function: nucleic acid binding. The transcript has a single exon. Gene Ontology annotation, biological process: spliceosomal complex disassembly. Bases 1 to 2190 code for a protein of 729 amino acids. NCBI's taxonomy places the organism in Eukaryota, Fungi, Ascomycota, Dothideomycetes, Botryosphaeriales, Botryosphaeriaceae. Gene Ontology annotation, cellular component: U2-type post-mRNA release spliceosomal complex. The record is from RefSeq and is a predicted model, not a curated record.